AUGAUUGCCAUUUUAACCUCCCUCCUAACCUUCGUCCUCGCAACCCUCUACUUUACCCACCGCUCCCUCCGCUCCACCCUCCACGCCCACCAUGAAUGCACCCUUCCUCCUCAAAUCACAACCCGCAUAACCUCCCUCCCGGCAGACCUGACUACACACCCCGAGAAAUACAUCAUCUUCUACGACCAGGCCUCACGGCCAGUCUCCAGGCGCUUGCUCCCGGACCUCCCGCUCCCGGAAUUACUAACCGCCCUCCUCCGCCGGAAUAUGGCAGCGUUUUCACAUUUCCCGCAGGCGUGGCUGUUACGCCUGAAUUGCCCUACGGAGAGGGUGAGUUUCUGCAGUAGUUACAUCCAGAAAUUAGAAUUCGGGCAGGGGGAGUGCGUGUGUGGUGUUUACCGGGUUGCUGCGAGGAAGGAGGAUUCGGUUGAGUUGGAGAUGAGUCGGGGGGAUGUGGUGGGGCGGUUGGUUAUUGGGUAUGUUGUUGAUAAGGAGCAGGAUACAGUGACAUUUUCAAACGAGACGGUUAUGUGGAGUCGGAAGGAUGAAGAUGGAGGGGGAGGAGGGAAGAUUCCGUUGGAGAAUCGGGUGGUGCGAUUCUUUCAUGAGAUGACCGCUUGGUGGUUGAUGGAUUCGGGGGUAUGUUAUCUUAUGGAUAUGGAUGGGAGUGAAGUUGAUGAAAGGGUUGCUUUUGAGAAGGAUGGGGAGUGA
This is a messenger RNA of Aspergillus chevalieri, 711 nucleotides long. RefSeq lists its product as uncharacterized. The record is from RefSeq and is a predicted model, not a curated record. The transcript has a single exon. Bases 1 to 711 code for a protein of 236 amino acids. Lineage: Eukaryota; Fungi; Ascomycota; Eurotiomycetes; Eurotiales; Aspergillaceae.